AAACCAACCACAUGAUAAUCCAACUACUUUGCUCGACCACCAAAUUUUUGCCAUGUGGCAGUUCAUGGAUUUUCUUCUUCUACUAGUAUGCUUUUCACUCCUUGUACUCAAAUUACACUCACAUACAAAAAUAAUCUUCAUAGCCACCAUGUUGAAAGAAGAGAUCACAGGAGACGGCGGAGGAGGAGGCGGAAACAACUGGGCAAGGGUCUGCGAUACAUGUCGUGCAGCCGCCUGCACCGUGUACUGCAAGGCAGAUUCAGCCUACUUAUGCGCAAGUUGCGAUGCUCGCAUCCACGCUGCUAAUCGAGUAGCGUCGCGUCAUGAGCGCGUAUGGGUUUGUGAGGCUUGUGAACGUGCUCCGGCCGCCUUUCUAUGCAAAGCGGACGCCGCUUCUCUAUGUACUACUUGUGACGCUGAUAUCCAUUCAGCUAACCCACUGGCUCGCCGCCACCAACGCGUGCCAAUACUCCCCAUUUCGCGGUUUCAAUACGGACCUCAGGCUGGUCGUCCCGGCGGUGAGACAACAACUGAAGAUAUGUUGAUGAGCCCAGCAGAAGAAGACGAAAAUGAGGCAGCUUCAUGGUUACUGAUAAAUCCAGUUAAAAACAAUGGUAAUGAUAAUAAUAAUCAGAACAACAACAACAACAAUGGUAAUAAUAAUAAUGGAUUCUUGUUUGGUGGUGAAGUUGAUGAGUAUUUGGAUCUUGUUGAUUAUAAUUCAAAUUCUUGUGGUGUUGAGAAUAAUCAAUAUUCUCAUGAUAAUCAUCAUCAUCAUGAUCAUCAUCAAGAGAUUUAUGGUGGUGUUCAUCAAGCUGGUGAUAGUGUUGUGCCUGAUGGUGUUGGAAAUAAAGAUCAUAUUCAUCAACAGUAUCAUGAUUUUCAUUUAGGUUUGGAGUUUGAGCCUUCAAAACCUGAUUAUAGCUACAAUGGUUCUGCCAGCAACAGUGUAUCAAUCUCAUCAAUGGAAGUUGGAGUAGUUCCUGAAUCAACAAUGAGUGAUGUCUCAAUCUCGCACCCACGACCCCCGAAAGGGACGAUCGAUCUUUUCUCGAGUUCUCCGAUGCAGACGCCGACCCAACUUAGUCCGAGGGACAGGGAGGCUAGGGUUCUAAGAUACAGAGAGAAAAAGAAGAAUCGGAAGUUUGAGAAAACAAUACGGUAUGCAUCAAGAAAGGCGUAUGCGGAAACCAGGCCUCGGAUCAAAGGCCGGUUCGCAAAGAGAACCGAUGUUCAAGUUGAAGUCGACCAGAUGUUUUCCACAUCAGUACUAAUGCCUGAAAUUGGAUAUGGCAUUGUUCCAUCGUAUUAAACCCUAAUACUUGUUCAGCUAUAGUACUAGUUUAUUUUUGAAGGUGCAGUCUAAUUAUUUGUUCUUAUUUAUUAUGCUUUCUAUUUCGUAAAAGCUUGUAUAUCUUAUAAUUUUGUGAUCUAAUUAGAAGAUCAAGAAAUAUAUAUUAUCAAAUUUCUUGCA
Mercurialis annua (annual mercury) is the source of this 1474-nucleotide messenger RNA. RefSeq names its product zinc finger protein CONSTANS-LIKE 2. The transcript is spliced from 2 exons. Gene Ontology annotation, cellular component: nucleus. Gene Ontology annotation, biological process: regulation of flower development. Lineage: Eukaryota; Viridiplantae; Streptophyta; Magnoliopsida; Malpighiales; Euphorbiaceae. The record is from RefSeq and is a predicted model, not a curated record. The coding region runs from base 53 to 1312 and encodes 419 amino acids. Gene Ontology annotation, molecular function: protein binding; zinc ion binding.